This is a messenger RNA of Coccidioides immitis RS, 489 nucleotides long. RefSeq lists its product as uncharacterized. The coding region runs from base 1 to 489 and encodes 162 amino acids. Lineage: Eukaryota; Fungi; Ascomycota; Eurotiomycetes; Onygenales; Onygenaceae. The transcript is spliced from 2 exons. The record is from RefSeq and is a predicted model, not a curated record.
AUGGCAAUAUGCGCCCGCGGAAUGUCACGAUCUCCGAAAAAUGGUCGAGCUUUCCUAAUCGAUUUCAAUUCCGCAAAGCUAUGGCCCCAUCCCAAUGCGGCCGUGCGUGAAAGGGAAGAUUUUGUUUCUUAUAUGGACGGGGAAAUAUCCGCACUCGAGCCGUGUCUAUUUCGACUCCAGAAUCUCAAAGCAAAGAGAAGGCAUACGGUCGCCGUGUUUCGAAAAUGGGCGGACUUUCAAUUCAAUGUUGCCAACGAGCCGACCCCUUCAGGAUUCGGCCUAGCUUGUACGCCCUUCAGCACAGGGUUUGCCUCCAAGGCUACUGAACCAGUGGCGGAUGGAGAGUUGCCUAGUAAGGCACACGUUAGGGAGGAAACCUUGGACGAAGGAACUCUUUCGACUCCUCCGUCUUGGGCAAGACAGUGCUGCAGAUACGAGAUUGUGAUGUGGGAACUCUCAAGGCAAUCAAAGAACAAUAAUACACUGUGA